Messenger RNA from Magnusiomyces paraingens, 1269 nucleotides. RefSeq lists its product as uncharacterized. The record is from RefSeq and is a predicted model, not a curated record. Gene Ontology annotation, biological process: chromatin remodeling. The transcript has a single exon. Gene Ontology annotation, cellular component: Ino80 complex. Lineage: Eukaryota; Fungi; Ascomycota; Dipodascomycetes; Dipodascales; Dipodascaceae. Bases 1 to 1269 code for a protein of 422 amino acids.
AUGGUACCUCCUAAACCAACAGCUGCUCAAAGAACCUCACGAGCACGAAUUCUUGAUUCUCCCAGUUCGGAUUCUUCUUCUUACAACAGUGGGUCCGAAACCCAAGGUGUACCAUCACCACAGCCCCAAACGCAACCCAACGCGCGACCGGCAGGAACCGGCGGAUGGGCUGCUAUGAACAUAGCUCGGCGGUUCACUCCAGCAGCCACAGCUACGUCAUCUAGUGGACCAAUCACAUCGUCUACCCGUAGUGGUGGCAGCAGCCGACAAGCAGCAGCAGCAGCGGCUGCGUCCGCAUCUAGACCCCACGUCACUGUCACACUCAAGACUCCACGUGGAAGUGCGCUCAGCCGGAGACCAGCACGCAGUUCGACUCCGGUGGGGGGAUCAGCGGGUAUCAGCAAGCGAACACCUGCCGGAUCGAGUCGACGGAAAACUGCAGUUGUAUCUUACAACGAGGAUGAAGAGGAGGAUGAAGAUGAAUUAGAGGAAGAAGGGGCUGAUGCUGAAGAGGAAGAAGAAAGCCAGCAACCUAUUGCACGGACUCGUGGAGCACGUAUUACCAUUCCUGCUAUGAGCAAAGCCGAAGAGGACGAGGAUGAGGAAGAAGACGAUGAGGAUGAUUUGGAAGAUGAUGACUUGGAUGAUGAUGAAGGCCUUGAUGAAGAGGAAGAGGAGGAGGAGGAGCCUGAAGAAGACAUAAAUGAAGAAACAGGUGUCGGUGGCAAUGGCGGCGAUGGCGGCGAUGGCGGCGAUGGUGGCGAUGGUGGCGAUGGUGGCGAUACAGAAGAGACACCAGAUUUGUCGAGGAUGACAGCUCGACAGCGGGCACGUCACGAACCCUCUCUGGAAGACUUUUCUGAGCCUGUGAGUGAUGCUGGCAUUCCAUCAAAUUCUCGCACUGGUGGCAGCAACAAUAAGAAAAUCCAGCUUACGGAGGAAGAGCAAGCUUUACGGCGAGCAGAACUUGCGCGCCGGCGCAAAAACAUGUCGAUGCGGCGUCUGGAGGAAGAGAAACAAGAGACCCUCGAUAAGCUUCUAAAAAAACGGGCGUCGCGUAGUCGUAACAAGAUUCUUUCAGCAGCAGACGAGUCCAGCGCAGGUCCUGGAAGCCCAGCAACAAAUACUGAUGCUGCAUCAGGGGAUGGAACAAAUCUCUCAAGUAAGCGGAGCGUCUACGUGAGCCACCCGGCGCUUCUUUCAUGGCGCAGUGCGCCCAAUGGAGUGUUUACUCUGAGUAUGGAUGCUAAAUGGGGGGCUUCAGUCUGA